CAUUGACUUCCGCUUGUAUUAACUUCCGGUGACGGAAAACGUAUUGCUUCGAAGUGAUAAACUUGCUAUCGGGCCUAUUGGUUUUUAAUCAAAGACAUUCAGAUCAGUUGAUAACCAUCUCAGGAUGAAAAAAAUUCAAAUCUUAACAGCCAAAAUGUCUGGUGAAACACAGCCACCAGGUGGCAGCACCGAGGAUAUGUCAGCAGACUCAGGCACUGAAGACAAAUUAUCUUCUAGUGUAAGUCUAGUGAGAGAAAACAUCCCCAAAGCAGCUCUCACAAGAGAUUCUUGUAAGACAACACAAGAUACCUCUUCAUCAACCACCUCAGCAUCUACUGACACAAAGGAUGACAAGAAGACCAUCUUUAGUAAUCUACCUAAAUUUGACACCCAGGACUGGUAUUCACACAAAUGUUUCAAUAGAUACUGGAGUCACUAUGGUUAUGUGAUGAACUGGUAUAAGAAACACGGUCAUGUGCAGAGGUCUCUUCAAAGGAAGCUGAGCUAUCAUCGAUCAUACCCAUCAUACCACACAGCAUAUCCUUAUCAGCCUUACUCAUACCAGCCUUACUCCUACCCUUUCUCUCAUGCUCAGUACAUGCACAGACAGACUCCAGUCAGGUCAAGAAGGGGGAGAGGGAGGGCGACUUCAGACAGGUCUAGGGUGCUGAGUCAGCGGUCUGUGCCUGUUAAGAGGAAACAAGGAGAUAUGAAUAUGGACGUAGACAGUGACUUUGCUGAUGCAGUUGAAGCAGGAGAUGAUGUGGCAUGUGAUGUGUCACAGACGUCGGAGCGAGAGGAGAAUGUGGCCUGCAGGAUGGAGUUGGAGAUCACUGAUGAAAUGUUGGACUUUUUUGCAACAUCUCAAAAACACAGGAAACAGAGAGAAGCUGAGAAAAAGGAAGAAAUAGCGAGGGAAAAGAAAGAUAAAAGGAUCAACAUUGAAGAUGUGCGAGGACAGCAGCGUGAGCGGACAUCAGAAGCUCCCAGUGAGAGACCAGGCCUGCGACGUACAUCGGAAAUGAAGCUGUUGUAUGGAAAAGGUGCUGCCAUGAUUCACGGCAUGGAGACAGCUCUGCAGAUGACAUACGACAGACACCUUGAUGCCAAUCAGCCCAAGUAUUGGCCAAAUAUGCCUCUGAGAGUCCACUUUUCAGAUGCUUAGAAAUUGAUGUUUCAUUUGUGACUAUAUUCGGGAGUUGUUGACAAAUGACUUGGAUUACAUGUUUUUCCAAUAAAUAAUCUUUGUAAUCA
Haliotis rufescens (red abalone) is the source of this 1254-nucleotide messenger RNA. RefSeq names its product gem-associated protein 8-like. Gene Ontology annotation, biological process: spliceosomal snRNP assembly. Lineage: Eukaryota; Metazoa; Mollusca; Gastropoda; Lepetellida; Haliotidae. Gene Ontology annotation, cellular component: SMN complex. The record is from RefSeq and is a predicted model, not a curated record. The coding region runs from base 125 to 1165 and encodes 346 amino acids. The transcript is spliced from 4 exons.